CAGUCUUCUUCAGGAUUGUGAAACCACCUCUCUGAGAGUUAUAAUGAGUUAUCAACAGGGGACUGAGGGUGGUGCCAUCCCUAAAGAAAGACAGAAGGAUGGGUCACCAAACAAGGAUCUUGAUGAGACCAUGGACCCUGAUAUUAAGAGUGUCCAUCCAGAGAUAGAUGAGUCUGUUUCCUCUGGUUAUUUAUCAAUGAAGAGUGACCAAUCCAUGGAACUCCCUUUUCGUUUCAAAGGGCCAGGAGAGGUACCCUGUGAUAUCUGCUCUGAGGUCAAAGCUGUGAAGUUCUGUCUGACCUGCACUCUCUCCUACUGUGAGACCCACGUUAGGAAGCACUACACAGUACCUAAACUACAGAGACACACCCUGGUGGAGGUGACUGGAGACCUGGAGGAGAGACUCUGUCAGGAGCACCACAGAGCUCUGGAGGUGUUCUGCAGGACAGACCAGAUGCUGAUCUGCUUGGAGUGUUCAGUGACAAAGCACAAAGGUCAUGACCUGAUCAUUGAAGAGAUAAAACAAACAGGAAGACAGACUUUUGAUGGAGAGCAACGCCAAAGGCCAGAGUCAGUCGACGUGCUGCCCCCUCCUGGGAAGAUCCAGGUCCUGUCAGUGAGAUCAGACUCCGUGUCUCUGAGCUGGGGGUUCUCCUGA
This is a messenger RNA of Coregonus clupeaformis (lake whitefish), 658 nucleotides long. Its product is annotated as E3 ubiquitin-protein ligase TRIM16-like. Gene Ontology annotation, molecular function: zinc ion binding. The coding region runs from base 44 to 658 and encodes 204 amino acids. The transcript is spliced from 5 exons. The record is from RefSeq and is a predicted model, not a curated record. NCBI's taxonomy places the organism in Eukaryota, Metazoa, Chordata, Actinopteri, Salmoniformes, Salmonidae.